GGCGGCGGCGGAGCGGGGUGGCCGCGGCCCUGGCACGGCGGCACCCGGGGGCGGGAAGCCUCGGGGGUCCCGGAGGAAGAGGAGGGGCGCGGCGGGGAGAGCGUGGAGGAAUCAGUCAGGCGCUGGGGCGGCGGCGGAGAGCUCUAGGGGAAGAUGUUGUCUCUUCUGACAUCUUGCGAUUAAGAUACCUGAGAACAGGCUCAGUAAGAAUCCGAGUUCCUGAAGAAGACACUUACGAAUGUAUUGAAAUAAGAAGCUGUAAACGUGGGGUUUUUUUCUGUCGUCUAUACUGCAUAAGAAACCAUAAUGUGAAGCACUUCAGACGCUUGCCCAGAUGUAUGAAGUCCGCAAAGCUCGCUGUCCAAACUGACUGUUUCUUAGUAAGUGGUACUUAGCCACAUUUGUGGUAUAUAUGUAGUACUCUGAAGAAAAAUCACUUUCUCUAUAAAAUUCCCAGAAGGAACACUUUAUUAUGGACAGCUUUUUCUGGAUGUAUAUCCAGAGAGAUUAAUGCCUAGAGUUGAAAGGCAUUUAGUAUACACUGAAAAGUUGGCUUUCCCUCAGUUUUUCCAGAUGUAUUGUCUCCCCUGUAUACUGGGAACGCACACAACCGUGUAAACUACAGAUGCAGCCAUGGAGCUGUAUGAACUUUUGAGCCAUAGGAGAAGUAUUGUUGAGCGUUGGUAUCAGACACUGCUUCACGAUGUCAGCUGAACUGUGAUUAUGUUAUGCUAAUCAUAAUAAAGCAUACAAAUGGAGCGACGCCCUUCCUGAGAAGAGGCUGUUAAGUUUUACAAGAAAGGUUAACUGAUUACCGUAACCUCUGUCAAGUUCUGUGCAGAAGAUUUUGUCUGUGCAAGAUGAAUGUGUAUCUCCCUACUCUGAGACGUUGAAGGUGUACUGCUGCUUAUGACAAAUCCAACAGAAGAAGCUUUAUAAAAUGGCUCAAACCAGCUUGCUGCAGGGAAAGCAGUUUUACUGUAGGGAGUGGGUUUUCCACAAGCUUCAGCACUGCCUCCAGGAGAAAGCUAACUGCAGCAGUAGUGCUGCCAACAAACCAUCCCUUGUAGCGAAUUCUGGGAAUAAUACCGGUGUUGUCUCUGGGAAAGGAGCUGCCUGGGGUGUAUUGUUGGUAGGAGGGCCCGGUAGCGGGAAGACGGCCCUCUGUACUGAGUUACUGUGGCCAAGCUCACCUGCAAACCUGCAAAGAGGCUUACAUCGUCAGGCUCUAGCCUUCCAUUUCUGCCGGGCCCAAGACUCUGACACGCUGUGUGUUGGAGGGUUUAUUAGAGGUUUAGUUACACAAAUCUGCCGCAGUGGACUGAUCCAGGGAUAUGAGGACAAACUAAGAGAUCCUGCUAUUCAAAGUCUCUUGCAACCCGGGGAAUGUGAGAGGAACCCUGCUGAAGCAUUUAAAAGGUGCAUUCUGCUCCCUCUCUUGGGAAUGAAGCCCCCUCAGCAGAGCCUCUUCCUGCUCGUAGAUUCGGUUGACGAGGGCUGUAAUGUUUCCGAGGGUGAACAGACUUCUACAAGUUUAUCUGGAACAAUAGCGGAGCUUUUAGCUGGCCACUUUGAAUUCUUCCCUCCCUGGCUGCUGCUCCUGUGUUCUGCCCGCAAGCAGAGUAAAGCUGUUACAAAAAUGUUUACAGGUUUUCGAAAAAUAAGUCUGGAUGAUCUGCGAAAAGCUUAUAUUGUGAAAGAUGUGCAACAAUAUAUUCUGCAUCGUUUAGAUCAGGAAGAAGCACUGAGACAACAUCUCACAAAAGAAACUGCAGAAAUGCUGAAUCAGCUUCACAUCAAAAGCAGCGGUUGCUUUUUGUAUCUGGAACGUGUCCUAGAUGGAGUUGUGGAGAAUUUUAUUAUGUUACGAGAGAUCCGUGAUAUUCCAGGAACAUUAAAUGGCCUGUACCUUUGGCUCUGUCAGAGACUUUUUGUGAGAAAACAAUUUGCAAAAGUCCAGCCUAUUCUUAAUGUAAUUCUUGCAGCCUGUAGGCCGUUAACCACAACGGAAUUGUAUCAUGCAGUGUGGACCAAAAAUAUGACAUUGACGAUGGAAGACUUUCAACGCAAAUUGGAUGUCCUGUCAAAAGUCCUUAUUGAUGGACUUGGAAAUACGAAAAUCUUGUUUCACUACAGUUUUGCAGAGUGGUUGCUAGAUGUGAAGCACUGUACGCAGAAAUACUUGUGCAAUGCAGCAGAGGGACACAGAAUGCUGGCAAUGAGUUACACUUGCCGAGCAAAGGAUUUAACACCAUUAGAAGCUCAAGAGUUUGCAUUGCAUCUAAUUAAUUCAAAUUUACAGUUAGAAACGUCAGAGCUGGCUUUAUGGAUGAUAUGGAAUGGCACACCUGUCAAAGACUCCCUGUCGACCUUAAUUCCUAAAGAACAAGAAGUAUUACAGCUGCUGGUAAAAGCUGGUGCUCACGUCAACAGUGAAGAUGACCGCACAUCUUGCAUUGUUCGCCAGGCUCUGGAGAGAGAAGAUUCCAUUCGCACCUUGUUAGACAACGGAGCAUCAGUAAACCAGUGCGAUUCCAACGGGAGAACGCUCUUGGCCAACGCAGCGUACAGCGGCAAUCUCGAUGUCGUUAACUUACUGGUUUCAAGGGGAGCAGAUUUAGAGAUAGAAGAUACUCACGGGCAAACAGCACUUACCUUAGCUGCUCGGCAGGGCCAUACCAAGGUAGUCAAUUGCUUGAUUGGAUGUGGGGCUAACGUUAAUCACACUGAUCAUGAUGGCUGGACGGCAUUGCGAUCUGCAGCGUGGGGUGGGCACACAGAGGUGGUUUCUGCACUCCUUUACGCUGGAGUCAAAGUGGACUGUGCAGAUGCUGAUAGUCGAACGGCGCUGAGGGCAGCAGCUUGGGGAGGACAUGAAGAUAUUGUGCUGAAUCUGCUUCAACAUGGUGCUGAAGUUAAUAAAGCCGAUAAUGAAGGCAGAACAGCUUUGAUCGCAGCCGCGUACAUGGGGCAUAAAGAGAUCGUGGAGCACCUGCUGGAUCAUGGUGCAGAGGUAAACCAUGAGGAUGUGGAUGGAAGGACUGCGCUGUCUGUCGCUGCGCUUUGCGUACCAGCCAGUAAGGGACAUGCCUCAGUGGUUAGUCUUCUGAUUGACCGUGGGGCUGAAGUUGACCAUUGUGAUAAAGACGGCAUGACUCCGCUGCUGGUAGCUGCUUAUGAAGGACACGUAGAUGUUGUCGAUCUACUUCUAGAAGGAGGAGCUGAUGUCGAUCACACAGACAACAAUGGUCGCACACCACUUCUGGCAGCAGCCUCCAUGGGUCACGCUUCAGUUGUAAAUACUCUCUUAUUUUGGGGUGCAGCUGUUGAUAGCAUCGAUAGUGAAGGGAGAACAGUUCUAAGCAUAGCCUCUGCACAAGGCAAUGUUGAAGUAGUACGGACUCUGCUGGACAGGGGGCUAGAUGAAAAUCAUAGAGAUGAUGCGGGCUGGACACCUUUGCAUAUGGCAGCUUUUGAAGGUCACAGGUUGAUAUGUGAAGCUCUUAUAGAACAAGGUGCUAGAACAAAUGAAAUUGAUAACGAUGGACGUAUACCUUUCAUAUUAGCCGCACAAGAAGGUCACUACGAUUGUGUGCAGAUAUUACUGGAAAAUAAAUCCAACAUUGAUCAGAGAGGCUAUGAUGGGAGAAACGCCCUCCGGGUUGCUGCUUUAGAAGGUCACAGAGAUAUAGUUGAACUACUGCUCAGCCACGGAGCAGAUGUAAACUACAAAGAUGCUGAUGGCCGGCCAACACUUUAUAUCUUAGCAUUAGAAAACCAGCUUACGAUGGCUGAGUAUUUUUUAGAAAAUGGUGCAAAUGUAGAAGCAAGUGAUGCUGAAGGAAGAACAGCGCUCCAUGUUUCCUGCUGGCAGGGCCAUUUGGAGAUGGUACAGGUGCUGAUAACAUACCAUGCUGAUGUGAAUGCUGCAGAUAACGAGAAGAGAUCUGCUUUGCAGUCUGCUGCAUGGCAAGGUCACAUGAAGGUAGUGCAGCUUCUCAUUGAGCAUGGAGCUCUGGUUGACCAUACAUGUAAUCAAGGUGCUACUGGACUCUGCAUUGCAGCCCAAGAAGGGCACAUUGAUGUUGUCCAAAUAUUACUGGAGCACGGUGCUGAUCCAAAUCAUGCCGACCAGUUCGGGCGCACUGCUAUGCGUGUUGCAGCUAAAAAUGGACACUCUCAGAUUAUUAAAUUACUGGAAAAAUAUGGUGCAUCUACUCUGAACGGUUGCACUCCAUCUCCAGUCCACACAAUGGAGCAAAAACCCUUACAGUCAGUCUCCUCUAAAAUGCAGUCACUAACAAUGAAGUCAAAUAGUUCAGGCAGUACUGGUGGAGAUAUGCAGCCUAGUAUGCGUGGCUUAUCUAAUGGGCCUGCUCAUGCCUUCAGUUCUCCUUCAGAGUCGCCUGAUUCUACAGUUGACCGUCAGAAGUCAUCUUUAUCAAAUAAUUCCCUGAAAAGUUCCAAAAAUUCUUCUCUGCGCACCACAUCGUCGACUGCGACUGCUCAGACAGUGCCCAUUGAUAGUUUCCACAGCCUGUCAUUCACAGAGCAAAUACAGCAGCAUUCCCUGCCACGCAGCAGAAGUAGGCAGUCUAUUGUUUCUCCUUCUUCCACAACUCAUUCCCUAAGUCAAAAUCAUAAUUCACCAAGUAGUGAAUUUGAAUGGAGCCAAGUAAAACCUAGUUUGAAAUCAACUAAAGCUAACAAAGGGGGGAAAACGGACAACUCCAGCAAAUCUGGGUCAGCUGGAAAAAAAAUAAAGCAAAGUAGUUCCUCCCAACCCAAAGUGUUAGAGUAUGAAAUGACUCAGUUUGACAAACGAGUACCUAUUGCCAAAUCUGGGACCAGUGUGCCACUUAAAUCAAUGCCGGCAGAGCCGCAGUGCAAAAUUUUGGUCCCACCAGCUCAGCAAGAAGUUGGUCGAUCGCAGCAACAGUUCCUAAUUCACCAACAGAGUGGAGAACAGAAGAAGAGAAAUGGAAUUAUGACGAAUCCAAAUUACCACCUUCAGAGCAAUCAGGUUUUUCUCGGUAGGGUUUCUGUCCCACGAACGGUGCAGGAUAGAGGCCAUCAGGAAGUACUGGAAGGCUAUCCUCCCGCAGAGACAGAACUCAGCCUUAAGCAAGCCUUAAAACUUCAGAUUGAAGGUAGCGACCCAAGUUUCAACUACAAGAAGGAAACACCAUUGUAAAAGGCCAAUUCCAUGAUGCUAUGAACAGAAGCGCUUCUGCUCCGAAUGAUUUAUCAGCUGGCUGGGAUGAAAGCAUACAAUGCUUGUUUAGUCCACCUAGAAAUUCAAGAAUGUGAUUACUACAGUACAGUUACCUUAAUUACUGUAAUGUGCCUACAUUUUCAGGCUGCCUUCUCAGUAUAACCCUCUGUGCUUCAAAAAUUUAUUUUGUGUACUUUGUAUUUAAUACACAGAAUGAGCACUUUUUUUAAUUGCAGAAAGAUAUAUGCUGUAUUUCCCUGACAACAGCUGAAAAUGGUAAGAACAAGGAAUUCUGAUUUCCUAUUCCAGAACGCUUGGUAGAGGUGCAUGUGCCACAGUGAACUGUGUAUGGAAAGGCAGUGCUUUUUGUAUUUAUUUUCUUGUGGCUAAAGAAAAUAAGCAAACAAGUUUGUCACAUUUGCAUUGUUGUAAUGUAUGGUCAGUUCCCUGUGUACUUCAAAAAGUUCUCUCCAGAAAUACAAGUCUUGUAACAGUAUUUUAUAAAUACUGUACUUGUGUGUUCUGUCUGUGUAAUAGCUGUUCAGUGGUAGCAAAAGCGUCGGACUGCAACCAUCUGCAGUAUCUUUGGGAUUUUUUAAGAGGCAAAAUCCACUGUCUGGUACUACAGCACCAAAUCUGGAUGGCAGACUGUGACCACUGAAAGCAAUAGGCAAAUUUGCUCUUGGACACUUGAUCUUAAAUAGCCUCUGUAAUUGUUAUGGUAAUGAGGUAACUGAAUAUGGGUAUGUUUUAGGUGCUAAAGUAAAAGGUCUGAUCCUGCUUUCAUGUAUAACUUUAUACGUUAGAAACAGCUCUUUCUUUUUUCCAAGGUAAAGGACCGUAUUGAGAAUGUCUAAUGGAAAAUACAGACGCUAUGUUAAUGAGGCUGAGAGAAUAUGCAGUGAGAGUACAGUGGAAGAGCAAACGGUUAGUAAUACCGUUGUCUGCUGAGUACAGAGAUUACUGAGUUAGCCCUGUCCUGAGACAAUAACUCUUUAAAGCACAAAAUUGUAUGAAUGUGGUUACUGCUUCAGAUGGAUUAGGUGGAGCCAGCGUGAGUAUCUCUGUACCUGGAGCGUGGUUAAUCGGCAGUCUGGAUAGUCCAUUUACGGAUAAUGGAAAGCUGGUUCCCCAUUCUUACAGCAGAAGAAUUUUGCUUAGAUGAAUAAGAGCAAAAUCAAGGCCAUUGUUGUGAAAGUGAACAGUAUGAAUUUUUCCUUUGAAUGUGCACAUCUUACUUGCACAGCUCUGUGAGUGAUAAAAUGAAACAAGUGGGUUAUUUUCUCCUACAAAUGCAAGCUAUAUUCUGCUAUUCACCGUUACACAGCCUUGCUCUUUAGAAAAUAAGCCUAUUUUUGUAUGUGAGUAUUUCUUCUAAAGGCUUGGGUUUCAUCUUUUUCAUACUCAAAUUCUGAUCAUUCCACAAAUAAGGUGAUAGAAAGCUGAGGUUAUUUUUCAUAGGGGAUUAAUUAGAUGUAUGGCUAUCCUUAAACUUCGAUAAAUGGCCCCUGGAUGUAUAUGUAGUGCAUAUUCUGAGGCACUAAAGGGCUCUGUGUCUUGUUGUUAUGAUUAACAGUCAUCAGAACUUUUUUUUUUAAUAUCUUGCACCUCCAUUCUUAUUUGCUUGUUACUAAAUGUAAAAAGAAUGUUUUAUAGUCAGGCAUUCAGCAUAUAGUAAAAUUAGAUGUUAAAAGUUGACACACGGCAAUAUGGAUUAUUCUGAAUGUUUCAUGUAUUGAAUUUCUUGUCCCCGUGGGACAAUUAUAAAAUAAACAUAACAGGAGUCUGGCAGAAUGGCCUUAAGAGGGUUAGUGGCUCAGUAAAGAGAAAGUACCAAAACGUUCUCAGCAAACUUGUUCCGAACCUCAAGUAUAGUACAUUUGCAAUACUGUGCAAGAAUACAACUUUUCUUAGUUAUUAGAUGUAUGUUUUGUUCUGUAGAAAGGGAUCCCUGAAUGCCGACGUUUUUCUACUGACCUUGACUAUCAUUGGGGUUAUAUUUAUUUAAUUUUAUUGUGUUGUUAUUAAUUGCACCUUGUGGACAGAGGACGUAAAAGUAUGGCCAGUUUCACAAGGGGCCACAACUUAUAGAUAGCCUGAUGGUUUUUGUGUGAAGAAUAUUUACAUUUGAAACAGUUGCUGGGGAAACCUUAUAUCCAAAUCAGCAGAAAGUAGACCUGUUGAAAAUGUUUUCAGAAUGACAUUUCUUACAGAUUUUGAAUAUCACUUUGGAACAGAGCAUGAAUUGCUUUAAAACAUCUACUUUCUCAGAAGGUCUGUGUAAUUCCACAUUGCUGUUGCGUGUGAUUUUUUUAAUGUCAUCAUUUGUGAGGGUUUUGCAUACAAAGAAAAGUUGCUGUUCUCCCUGUUGUUGGCUCUGUUCUGCUCUGCUUUUUCAUAUCUGUACAAUCAAGUGGAGGUGAAUGGAGUUGCAUAGCUGUGACUCAGCACGGUUUCUUCUGGCAGUGUAACAGUUCUCAUAACCUAAAAAACCUGAAUAAAACAUGAAUCCUGUUUCUCUUCAUCCCAUUUCACUGGUCCUUCCAAGGUUAUCUCCACAAGACGUCUAAAAUUCUCAAUGGGAGAGCUAGGGAAAAAGACUGUUUCGCCGACACGGAUAUCAAUACUGUAUGCAUGUGGAAAAACCCUUCAGAAGAGAAAUGCAUUAAGAGAUACAGAGGCACAAUUGAUGCAUUUUUGUCUUCUCUGUGAUCAGUAUUGAAAACAUUACCAUUUAUUUAAAAAUAAAAAGGUAUUUUCCCUCAUCAGUUACUCUGCUAUGCAAAUGUCUGUUAUGCUUAAUACUCCCCAUCUGAACUCCUCGGUUAACUUGGUUUGCAGAUAGACUGUUUUUCCUGGAGUGGGUUGUAAAUAGCCUUUAAUGUACAUUGAAUGAAUUUCACAUUGUAAAAUUUUUAUUUUAUUCCUUGUAUUAUAUUAAGCGAAAAUCCCUGUGUAUAUGAAAGUGCAUAAUAAAUAUAUUUGCUUUUCAGCAGACAUUUAACUGUUUUAAUUUUACUACCUCGUUUCCUGGGACAUCUCAGGAAAAGGUUAUUAAACUUGAUUAACUUUUGUGCAGCACUUAAUGAAACACCAUGGAUGUGUCCAGUAAGGAGUCUAGGCUAGCAAAACUCAGACCCCGAUGUUAAUGCCUGUCACCCUGCUUAGCACUCAGCUGGCCUUUUUCAGAUUAAUCUGAGUCAACCUUAGCAUUUGCAGGAGAAAAUUCGCUGCAUGUUGUCUUGUUUAAAAUGACCAUUAUAUACCAUAUAUACCAGGAGGGCCAAUGAAUUCGGUAUUUCAGUUGCCAUAAGUUCUUUAUCACUUCAAAUGGUAUUUGUCAGUUAUCUCUUUGAUCAGUGUUUGUCUGUAGUAUUUUCAGUUUAAGCAGAAGCUUGCUUACUAAUGGUGGCUACUCAUUUUUCUUGAACUUGUUAUUAAAAAAAGUAGGGGAGAGAAGUUUUCCAGUCAUUGCAAUAGUCCCAUUUGCCCCUGUGAUCUUGUCUCACUUCUGCUUUAGAUUAUAUACCCAUCGUGAUUUCUCUGCAGAGAGUUGUUGAGCGUGAAGGAAGAGUGUGGCUGUGCUUUCUGCAAAUGAUGGUUCAGGUUUACCUCCGUGUAUUCUGGUUCACACUGCUUCCAGCUGUUGGUGCUCACGGGUCGACUGAUUUCUAAGGUUAGGAGAAUGACAGGUAAAAUUGUCGGUAACUGUUGACUUGUUUUCUGUGUAUUUCUGUGGUUUCUCACAAUAAUUAUUGACCCUCUUUUGUUAAGUUCUUUAUGUCUGAAAUAACAAAGUAUGAGAUGCAUUAGUUCAGUGGCUAUUUUUCAUUGAAGCAAAGAAUCAUUCUCACUGAAUUAAUCUUUGAGUAAGUUAUAUUACGUUCCAGAGACACCCAUUUUCCUCAGAUAAUCACUGUAACAAUAUUUAAAUAAAAUUAUUCAACACCUGUU
Harpia harpyja (harpy eagle) is the source of this 9169-nucleotide messenger RNA. RefSeq names its product ankyrin repeat domain containing 50 (gene ANKRD50). The record is from RefSeq and is a predicted model, not a curated record. NCBI's taxonomy places the organism in Eukaryota, Metazoa, Chordata, Aves, Accipitriformes, Accipitridae. Bases 941 to 5194 code for a protein of 1417 amino acids. Gene Ontology annotation, molecular function: protein binding. The transcript has 5 exons.